Messenger RNA from Rhea pennata, 318 nucleotides. It is a transcript of the gene TMEM213, whose product is annotated as transmembrane protein 213. NCBI's taxonomy places the organism in Eukaryota, Metazoa, Chordata, Aves, Rheiformes, Rheidae. The transcript is spliced from 3 exons. Bases 1 to 318 code for a protein of 105 amino acids. The record is from RefSeq and is a predicted model, not a curated record.
AUGAAGCAUUUCACCAGCGAGCCCUGGGCAGCCUUCACCAUGAUCUUGUUCAUCACUGCUCUCCUGUAUUCUUCUUCAGCAGCUGAAGAAGGCUCCAAUGUUUCAACAAACUCCAAGUCUACGACCGAGUAUGAACCACAGUGCCUUAGAGUGAACUUCUGUACGCAAGCUGCCGUAUGCUGCCCGACAGGGGUGGACGAUUACGGAUGGAUUGCAGCUGCGGUUGGCUGGAGCCUUUGGUUUCUGACUCUCAUCCUGCUCUGUGUGGACAAGCUCAUAAAACUCCGGCCUGACGAGCCCAAGUAUUUGGUAGCCUGA